Molecule: messenger RNA, 927 nt
Organism: Asparagus officinalis (garden asparagus)
Lineage: Eukaryota; Viridiplantae; Streptophyta; Magnoliopsida; Asparagales; Asparagaceae
Product: DELLA protein RGL2-like
Biological process (GO): regulation of DNA-templated transcription
Cellular component (GO): nucleus
Molecular function (GO): sequence-specific DNA binding; DNA-binding transcription factor activity
Source: RefSeq, a predicted model, not a curated record
AUGACGCCUGAGAAAGUCAUCAGGUUUAUGCGAGCAAGCCACCCUCUGCAGCUGAUCUGCCACAAGACCCUGCCGUGCGCACAGGUCAUGCAGUUCACUUCGAUGCAGGCCAUCAUAGAGGCCGUGGCCAACGCGAAGAGGAUCCACAUAAUCGAUCUCUCAAUCAAGCACGGGCUCGAAUGGACCAUCCUAAUGCAGGCUCUCGCGACGUGCCCCGUCGAGUCGUUAAAGCUCAGCGCGGUGGGGCCAGCGGAGGAAGCGGUCGUCCCGACGGGAAAGAGGCUGUCUAGCUUCGCGGAGAAUCUAGGCGUACCCUUCGAGUUCAGAGCCGUGGUCGUGCCAGACCUGAAGGAUCUGAAGGAAACCAUGUUCGAGUUGAGCGAAGGGGAGGCCGUCGGGAUCCACUCUCAGAUGGAUAUGAACGCGAUGAUAGCGAGGCCGGAGAGCUUGGAGAACGUGAUGAGGGUCAUCGGGAGGAUCAGGCCCCGCGUAAUGACGGUGGUCGACGUGGAAGCCAAGCAUAACUCGCCGUCGUUCAUCGGCCGCUUCACCGAAGCCCUGUUCUACUUCAGCGCUUGGUUCGACUGCUUCGACAGCGUGAUGGCGAGGGGCGACGAGAACAGGAUGGAGCUGGAGGGGAGCUUCUUUUCGCAGGGGAUUAGGAGCAUAAUCGCGGCGGAGGGGGAGGAGAGGGUGGUGAGGCAAGUAGGGGUGAGCGUGUGGAGGGAGUUCUUCAAGAGGUUUGGGCUUGUGGAGGUCCAAGUGAGCGAGUAUUCUCUGUACCAGGCUAAGCUCGUGCUCGACCGGUUCGAGUGCGGGGGGUCCUGCACGCUGGUGAAGGACGGGAAAUCUUUGCUCGUUGGGUGGAAGGGAACCCCCCUGCACUUUGUUUCCGCCUGGAGAUUUCAGAGGGGGAGGGGGGCAUGA